Messenger RNA from Macadamia integrifolia, 1247 nucleotides. RefSeq names its product G-type lectin S-receptor-like serine/threonine-protein kinase RLK1. Gene Ontology annotation, biological process: protein phosphorylation. Lineage: Eukaryota; Viridiplantae; Streptophyta; Magnoliopsida; Proteales; Proteaceae. Gene Ontology annotation, molecular function: ATP binding; protein kinase activity. The transcript is spliced from 2 exons. The coding region runs from base 1 to 1020 and encodes 339 amino acids. The record is from RefSeq and is a predicted model, not a curated record.
AUGGCAACUUCGUGCUUCAAAAUAAGGACUGCAACUUGUCUCAGUGCAUUCUAUGCAUACCAAAAAAGACCAAAAAGUAAUACGCAAGGUUCAAGCAUUUCGGAGACUAAUCUACGUUCCUUUACAUACAAAGAACUCGAAGAAGCAACAAAUGGGUUCAAGGAAGAAUUGGGAAAGGGUGCUUUUGGCAUUGUUUACAAAGGUAUCUUCCCAAUAGGCUCUAGAAAUCUGGUUGCAGUCAAGAGGCUAGACAAGGUGGUUCAAGAAGGUGAGAAGGAAUUCAAAACAGAGGUAAUUGUGAUCGGCCAGACACACCAUAAGAAUUUAGUUCAAUUGUUUGGAUUUUGUGAGGAAGGGCCACACAGGAUUUUGGUAUACGAGUUCAUGAGUAAUGGUUCUUUGGCAAGCUUUCUGUUUGGACUCUCAAGGCCUCAUUGGGAUCAAAGAACCCAGAUUGCAAUCGGGAUUGCAAGGGGGCUUGCAUACUUACACGAAGAGUGCAGCACCCAGAUCAUCCAUUGUGAUAUAAAGCCUCAGAACAUACUUCUAGACGAUUUUUUCAGGCCAAGGAUUUCUGAUUUUGGAUUGGCAAAGCUGUUGAUGCCUGACCAGGUCUUAACUCAAACAGGCAUUAGAGGGACUAGAGGGUAUGUGGCACCAGAGUGGUUCCGGAGUAUGCCGAUCACAGCUAGGGUGGAUGUUUAUAGCUUUGGUGUGAUGUUGUUGGAGAUUAUCUCUUGUAGGAGGAGUGUUGACACAGCAUGGGGUGAAGAGAAAGUUAUAUUAACGGACUGGGCUUAUGAUUGCUACAGAGAAGGUAAACUUGAAGAGUUGGUGGAGAGGGAUGAGGAGGCCAUGAGGGAUGAGAAGAGGUUACUGACUUUUGUGAUGGUUGCAAUUUGGUGUAUUCAAGAGGAUCCGCCGCUGAGGCCAACAAUUAAGAAGGUGUCACAGAUGCUUGAAGGAGCUGUCGAUGUUCCCCGUCCACCUUGCCCUUUUCCCUUCAGCUCUUACCGUUAAUCUCUCUUUCUCUCUCUCUCUCCUGUGUGUGUUACUUCCAUUGAUUCACAGCAUUGGAAUUGGCACUCCAAAUUUCUGAUUCAAACACUACAUUACAGCUUUUUUGUUUAUUCACUUGAAAGCCUUGAACAAUAAAGAUGGGCGUUUGUAAUUUAACUGUUUUAGGUGGAUUUCAGUAAUGGUCAAGUAUUAACAUAUGUAUAAAAUGCCUGUUCUUGAUUUGUAAA